Molecule: messenger RNA, 7208 nt
Organism: Bombina bombina (fire-bellied toad)
Lineage: Eukaryota; Metazoa; Chordata; Amphibia; Anura; Bombinatoridae
Gene: PTPRG
Product: protein tyrosine phosphatase receptor type G
Biological process (GO): protein dephosphorylation
Molecular function (GO): protein tyrosine phosphatase activity; protein binding
Source: RefSeq, a predicted model, not a curated record
GUGCACGAGUUCCCUCUCCCUCACCCUCUCUGCUUUAAAGUCUCAGGCAGGAUCCAGCUCACAUGUUACUUCCUGUAUGGAAGAAUGGAAAGCUUCCAGGCACUGUGAUCAUUCCUUCUCAGGAGCCACAACUUUCAGCAUGGACUAGAGCUGCAUUUUAUAGGAGAAGACCCCUUGCACUGAUCCCCCCUGGAUUUUUGCCCACCUGCAUGCAUGAAGGAAAAUCCUUUACCCAGGGCUUCCUACAGCUUCUCUUCUUUUUAUUUCUUCUCUGGCUCUUCAACUUCCCAAAUCCUACAAAGUCCUCUGCCUUCCUGCUUCUAUAGCUUCCCCAGGCCCUGCACUGAGGCUGGGAUCUCCCCCACUCCCUGUACCCAUUUAACCCUUCCAGGACAUUUGUGGCUUGCUGGAUUAGAGGUGAAUCAGUCAACAAGUUGCCUUCCCUUCUCAAUGUGCAUGUUGUCAUGCGGAGACUCCUGGAGCCGUGUUGGUGGAUCUUUUUCCUGAAAAUCAGUACCUCUGUACUGCAUUAUGUAUUAUGUUACCCAGCAUAUACAGAGGGUAGCAUUGGAUCCCUACAAGAACACAGACAUGGCAGCUCUGUUCAAAUACGAAGGCGUAAAGCAUCCGCAGAACCUUAUUGGUCCUACUCAGGUGUGUACGGCCCUGACCGCUGGGUGAUGAACAGCAAUGAUUGUGGCGGAAUGCACCAGUCUCCGAUAGAUAUUGCAGAUUACAAUGCUCAGAUCCGAGACGAGUACCAGGAGCUGCAACUGGAAGGUUUUGAUAAUGAAUCUUCAAACAGAACGUGGAUGAAGAACACAGGAAAAACAGUUGCCAUCCUCCUAAAGGAUUAUUAUUUUAUCAGCGGAGCAGGCCUGCCAGGCAGGUUUAAGGCUGAGAAAGUUGAAUUCCACUGGGGACAAAGUAAUGCAUCAGCAGGCUCUGAACACAGCAUCAACGGGAGAAGGUUCCCUGUCGAGAUGCAGAUUUAUUUUUACAAUCCCGAUGACUAUGACAGUUUUGGAGCUGCCAUUUUGGAUAAAAGAUUAAUUGCAGCAAUGUCUGUCUUCUUUCAGGUCAGUCAAAGAAACAACGCAGCGCUAGAUCCCAUAAUUCACGGCUUGAAAGGAGUUGUCCAUCAUGAAAAAGAAACGUUAUUGGAUCCGUUUAUUCUGAGGGACCUUCUUCCCACCUCCCUUUCCAGUUUUUAUAGAUAUACCGGUUCCCUAACGACCCCUCCGUGCAGCGAGAUUGUAGAAUGGGUUGUGUUCAGCCGGCCUGUUCCAAUUUCUUAUCGUCAGCUAGAAGCAUUUUAUUCCAUAUUUACCACGGAGCAGCAGGACCAUGUCAAAUCAGUGGAGUAUUUGAGAAACAACUAUAGACCAAGGCAAAGCCUGAAUGAUAGGGUUGUGUACAAAUCUGCAGUAAAAGAUGCCUGGAGUCAUGACAUGUCAGACUACUUAGACAAUCCGCUUGGCACAGAAUCUUCAAAAGUAUGCAGUACCCCUCCAAUAAGUAUGAAAGUACAGCCAGUAAAUAAAACAGCGCUUCUGGUAACGUGGAAUCAACCGGAGACAAUAUACCACCCACCUGUUAUAAACUAUAUGGUUUCCUACAGCUGGACAAGGAAUGAUGAUGAAAAAGAGAAAACGUAUACAAAGGACAGUGACAAAGACAUGAAAGCCGUUAUUAACCAUGUUUCGCCUGACAUCCUCUACCUGUUCAGAGUUCAAGCUGUUUGUCGGAACGAUAUGCGCAGUGAUUUUAGCCAAACAAUGCUAUUUCAAGCCAAUACUACACGUAUAUUUGAAGGAACCAGGAUUGUAAAAACAGGAGUGCCUACUGCUUCUCCAGCUUCUUCUGCUGACAUGGCACCAAUCAGUUCAGGAUCUUCUACGUGGACUUCUUCGGGGAUUCCUUUUUCUUUUGUCUCCAUGGCAACAGGGAUGGGUCCAUCUUCUAGUGGGAGCCAAGCAACUGUGGCUUCUGUUGUUACUAGUACUUUACUAGCUGGCCUUGGGUUUAGUGGUGGUGGUUUACCUUCCUUUCCAAGCACUGUUUGGCCUACUCGCCUUCCUACAUCUUCUCCUUCCACCAAUAAGCAAAAUGUAAAACCUGUUGUUUCCACUACUGAAUCUUUACCAUCUGCAGGACCGGAUAGCGAGGCUUCUCCUACCAAGAACAACCAAGGAGCGGAGGAAGGAGAAAAAAAUGAAAAAGGGGAGGGAGAGGAUGGGGAAAGAGAUCCAGAGGAAGAAGGUGAGAAAGAAUCUGAAAAAAAAGAAAAAAGUCCCACCACACAUUCUUCAGAGGCACAAAAUCAAACAGAGUCUACUCCAACUACAGUUUCCACUAAUAAAGUGGAAGAUUCUGGAGAAAAUGAAACUUUGACUGAUCCAGAACAAAAACAAAAUACUACAUUAACAGAUAGUGAUGACAUUACGUGGAAUACAACUGCAGCAACUUUAGUCCCAUUGCAAACAACAGAUGAAGAUUAUGACUUAAUGCUAACGGCAAAGCCACCAGAAUCAUCUUCAUUUGGCAGAAAUAUGCCAGACAACAGAUUCAUCACAGUUAACCCAGAGGACAAGUUCAACUCAAGCAUGGCAAGCAGACCUUCCCCAAGCAAAAUGGAAUGGGUGAUUCCAUUGAUGGUAGUUUCUGCUUUAACAGUCUUGUGCCUGAUCCUUCUGAUAGCUGUGCUGGUAUAUUGGAGGAAGUGUUUCCAAACAGCUACUUUCUAUGUGGAAGACAGUAAUUCCCCACGUGUUGUUCCCAAUGAAAGUAUCCCAAUUAUUUCAAUUCCAGAUGAUAUGGAAGCCCUUCCUGUCAAGCAGUUUGUUAAACAUAUCACCGAACUUUACUCUAACAACCAACAUGGAUUUUCAGAAGAUUUUGAGGAAGUUCAGCGAUGCACAGCCGACAUGAAUAUUACAGCAGAACACUCCAACCACCCAGAUAAUAAGCACAAAAACAGAUAUAUCAACAUUGUAGCAUAUGACCACAGUCGUGUGAAACUGAGGCCUUUGCCAGGGAAGGAUUCCAAACACAGCGACUAUAUUAAUGCCAAUUAUGUGGACGGAUACAACAAAGCCAAGGCGUACAUCGCUACCCAGGGACCUUUAAAGUCUACUUUUGAAGACUUCUGGAGAAUGGUUUGGGAGCAAAAUACUGGUAUCAUUAUUAUGAUAACAAACCUUGUGGAAAAAGGUCGAAGAAAAUGUGAUCAGUACUGGCCAACAGAAAAUAGUGAAGAAUAUGGAAAUAUUGUAGUCUCUUUGAAGAGCACAAGAGUGUACGCAUGUUAUACAGUGCGGCGAUUCACUAUCAGGAACGUAAAAGUUAAGAAAGGCCAAAAAGGAAACCCUAAAGGACGUCAUAAUGAGAGGACGGUUAUCCAAUAUCACUAUACCCAGUGGCCUGACAUGGGUGUUCCAGAAUAUGCUCUGCCUGUACUGACGUUUGUUAGGAGAUCUUCUGCUGCCCGGCAUCCAGAAAUGGGCCCUGCAAUUGUACAUUGCAGUGCUGGUGUUGGCCGGACUGGUACAUAUAUUGUGAUAGACAGCAUGUUACAGCAGAUAAAAGACAAAAACACUGUUAAUGCUCUGGGAUUUCUGAAACACAUCAGAACACAGCGAAACUACCUCGUCCAGACAGAAGAACAGUAUGUCUUUAUUCAUGAUGCAUUAUUAGAGGCCAUUCUUGGGAAAGAAACUGAAGUGUCUUCAAACCAGCUGCACAGUUAUAUGAACACUAUCUUGACACCUACAGCAGGAGGGAAGACAAGACUCGAGAAGCAAUUCAGGUUGGUUACACAAUGUAACGCCAAGUUUGUGGAAUGCUUCAGUGCCCAAAAGGAUUGCAACAAAGAAAAGAAUAGAAACUCAUCAGUUGUACCAUCUGAACGGGCAAGAGUUGGCCUUGCACCAUUGCCUGGAAUGAAAGGAACAGAUUACAUUAAUGCUUCUUACAUCAUGGGUUAUCUAAGAAGCAAUGAAUUUAUCAUAACUCAGCACCCAAUGCCACACACUACUAAAGAUUUCUGGCGAAUGAUUUGGGAUCACAAUGCUCAGAUUAUUGUAAUGCUUCCUGACAACUUAAGCUUGGCGGAAGAUGAAUACGUUUACUGGCCAAGUCGGGAAGAAGCGAUGAACUGUGAGGCCUUUACAGUCACCCUUAUAAGCAAAGACAAACUUUGUCUUUCAAAUGAAGAGCAAAUUAUCAUCCAUGAUUUUAUUCUUGAAGCAACACAAGAUGAUUACGUUUUGGAAGUGCGCCACUUUCAGUGUCCGAAAUGGCCUAAUCCUGACGCACCACUAAGCAGUGUAUUUGAACUGAUUAAUGUAAUCAAAGAAGAGGCCCUAACUCGCGAUGGACCGACCAUUGUACAUGAUGAGUUUGGAGCAGUAUCCGCAGGAACACUUUGUGCGCUAACCACUUUAUCGCAGCAGCUGGAAAAUGAAAAUGCUGUUGAUGUUUACCAAGUGGCGAAGAUGAUAAACCUUAUGAGACCGGGUGUAUUCACAGAUAUUGAGCAGUACCAGUUUCUUUACAAGGCAAUUCUCAGCUUGAUCAGCACGAAGGAGAUUGGAAACGGAUCUUUAGCAUUGGACAAAAACGGGGCGAUUUUGAUCAGCGACGAAUCAGACCCUUCACAAAGUUUGGAGUCACUUGUUUAACAGGAACCCGCAAAAGGCACUAUAUUUGUAAAACUUAUGACCUUCUGAAGACCGGGUGGACAUUUCUGAGGCCUUUUUUUGCCAGACUAUAGGUUAUACAAUAACCCAAUUACUUUUGUACACUGAUAAAAUUUUUGAUAUUUAUUUUUUGCCAUGUUAUGUCUUAAUGCUAUCUUACUGAACAUUUGCACCUCUUUCUUUAACAGUGAAACUCGAUUUUAUGUAGUUUGCACUAUCUGAUCAGUGUUACUGCCUAUAAUAUUUUGACACACAGUUAAGUCCUAACAUGACAUUCCGUAAACAGGAUCAAAUAUGUGCUUGUUUUUAGGUUACAAACCAUUUUUUUUUUUUUAUUGUAACAUAGCUUAAAUGUUUAAGAAAAACAAAACGGAAAAAAAAAACCUUUUUUUAAACAAAUUAUUUUAAUUCUAUGUUGUGUUUGCGCUUUAUUUUCUGUUCAAUAUCACUUUGAUAACGGCUAUUUAACCCUAUGUUUGGGUCAACACAAAUAUUUUCCAUCCACUGUUUUUUAUAAAAUAUUUCAGUCUUUUAAACUACAGCAGACAUGUUUUAUUUUUUAUUUUUCUCUAGAUAAAAACAAAGAUGUGCAUGUAAGACCUUUUCACUGUAUCCUUUGUUCCAUUUACAAUCGAUAAAAUUCUUAUGGCGUAACAUAUCUUCUCACGAUCGCUUGGUGUUGCAAAUUGUUUCUUCAUAUUAUUAUUUUUUUCAUGCACUAAUUUUACACUGCCAUCUAUUCUGUUCUGUCUUAACACACUCUCUGAAUAUUAAUGUUCUCCCAGUGUAAUUUUUGUAUUUUUUAACCCAAAUAAGCAAUAGCUUAAAUUUCAUACUGAAAUAAUUAAAGCGAUACUAAACCCACAUUUUUUCUUUCAUGAUUCAGAUAGAGCAUGCAAUUUUAAGCUACGUUCUAAUUUACUCCUAUUAUCAUUUUUUUUUCAUUCUCUUGCAAUCUUUAUUUGAAAAAGAAGGCAUCUAAGCUAAGGAGCCAGACCAUUUUUGGUUCAGAUCUCUGGACAGCACUUGUUUACUGGUGGGUGCAUUUAGCCACUAAUCAGCAAGCACAACCCAGGUUGUGAACUAAAAAUGGGCCAGCUUCUAAACUUAGUCUUGCUUUUUCAAAUAAAGAUAGCAAGAGAAUGAAUAACAAUUGAUAACAGGAGUAAAUUAGAAGGUUUGUUUAAAAUUGCAUGCUCUAUCUGAAUCACGAAAUUUCGGUUCAGUGUUCCUUUAACUGUGUUUCAGUUAUAGCCAUUAAAAAGUUGCCAUUUUUUCAUAUAUUUAUUUUUAAACAAAGCAGAAAAAUCUUCUGUAGUAAAAACAAUUUAUAAAGAAUGUUAAUUCAGAAUAAUUUUUGAAAUUUAUGAAUUGAUUUUACUUUUGAUCAAAACUACAUUGUGCCAGAUUUAUAGCGUACAUUUGUUUCAGUCAAUGAAAGAAGUUUAAAUGUAUCUUGCAUUUGUCAGCCGGGCAAGGAAGCAUACACUAUAUGUUAGAGAUACCUGUAUAUUAUGCCCUUAUACAGUAUACUGUCAACUUUUAGAAUUGUGCUACACAUGGUUUUAUUACCCAGAAUCCUUAGCUGCAGUGGAACCAUUGCAUAUAUAUUAUUUCAGUUAGUGGAUAUACUCACCUAUAUUUUCAUUGUUGAUUGAGCCAUGGAUUAGUUUAUCAAAUUGACUUUGUUAUAACUAUUCACUUCUAUGUGCACAGAGCAAAUGAUCAGCAUAAGUUCAUAAAAACAUUUAUAAUGUAGUAUUUACAAUCUCUUCUGGAAGAACCUUUUUGCUUUUUGUUAUAUUUGUAGUAUUCCCAUAUUUGGUGAACCAGGGUAUAUUUUAGGUAAACUGACCCAUGGCACUAUGUGUAUGUAUAUAUAUGUGUGUGUGUAUAUAUAUAUAUAUAUAUAUAUAUAUAUAUAUACACACACAUAUAUUUUUUUAUUUUGUUGCUACUUUGCUUCCAGGUGUUUAUUCCAAAAUGAAUGAAAUGUGGAAAUUGUAUCCAUUACAUAUUUUGAAUUUAUUUGAUACAUUUUGUAUAUCAUUCACUUGGUUACAAUCUCUGUGGCUGAGGUGCUAACGGUUUCUAGUAUCUGUCAUCAAAUCACAUUAUCAGAAAAUGAUGUAAUUGUUCCUGCUUUGAUCAGCUCAGGAAUUUUGAUUAAACAUAAGCCCUAAAGAUAUUAUGAAUAUACUUAAUCUGUAUUGAUAAAGUGAAACAUACAUGACAAUGUUAAACCAGUUACAUAUAAAUUAUUUUUUAUUAAAACUUGCCUUAAUUAUUAUUGUUUCAUUGCAAUAGGUUUACAGCUGGGAAAAAAUGUGUGUUAUACAUGUGGGAAUCUUGUACCAGAUUUAAGCAACUUUUUUAGUUUGCUGAAACCUAGAAAAAAAGGUUACAUUGCUUAUACUGACAGAAGUUUUUUGGGCAGAAAGUGGUUAUGCUUUAUUAGUCAUAUUGGUUUGUUAAUUGGAUCUUUUAAUAUUAAAAGAAAAAAAAAGA